Drosophila mojavensis is the source of this 1658-nucleotide messenger RNA. It is a transcript of the gene Naam, whose product is annotated as nicotinamidase. The transcript is spliced from 7 exons. The record is from RefSeq and is a predicted model, not a curated record. Gene Ontology annotation, molecular function: calcium ion binding. Lineage: Eukaryota; Metazoa; Arthropoda; Insecta; Diptera; Drosophilidae. The coding region runs from base 406 to 1479 and encodes 357 amino acids.
CAGUUAUCGCAAAGUUCUCACAGCUGUCGGACGCGUCAGCGAUUUGUUUUGUGCUUUUGCCGGCAGUGUGCGCGUUUUUUUGUUUUUUAGUUUGAUGAUUUCUCAAUGAAAUUUGUAAAAGUUUAACGAUAAGAAUAUUGGACUCCUGUAUUGAGAUAAACGGGAAGCGGCAGCUGCAAAAAUUAUUUGUUUAUAACGCUGAUAAGGAAAGUUGUGUUUGGUUUUUGGUAUUGUCGGCAUUGUGUUAGCAAAAAGCUUUUACGAUUUGUUUGUAGAAAGCUUUCUGUGCAUAAAACGCGUGUUGGCUUCGUCUCCGUGCUUCAUUAAGUGGCAAGUUCAGAGAGGCCGCACGUCGAGCGCCCUAGUUGUUUGCUGCUUGGACACGUUAGCAACGUUGUCGCAGUUAUGGAUUCACCAACACCGCCAAUUGUCAUCGACGAUUCGAACGGUUCAGCUAUGGACGCCUGCUUCACGGCAUUCGACAAGGAUGGCGAUGACCGUCUGAAUCUGGCUGAGUUUACGCUAAUCUGCCGUGCUCUGUUCCGUAAUGACAAGGGCCACAUCUACGAUGUGCCACACGAACGCCUCGAGCAAAUAUUCGCUGUCUUUGAUAAGAACGGCGAUGGCUUCAUCGAUAGGGAGGAGUUUAAAUUUUGUUGGAAUCAAUGGAUAAAAACGAUUGUGCGACCGGUGAACGCGUUUCUCAUUGUUGAUGUACAAAAUGAUUUUAUAAGUGGUUCCUUGGAUAUAAGUAAUUGCAGUGCACAGCAGCAAGGACAUGAGAUACUGGAGCCCAUUAACAAGCUGCUGGACUCGGUGGACUUCGAUGCAGUCUUCUACUCCCUAGACUGGCAUCCCAGCGAUCAUGUUUCAUUUAUUGAUAAUGUCAAAAUGCGACCCAUGGACGAGUCCUCGGCGCUGGAUGCUGAUUCGGCGAAGGUCUUUGAUACGGUCAUCUUUGCCGGGCCACCGCCGAUGAAGCAACGUCUGUGGCCGCGUCACUGUGUGCAGGACUCUUGGGGCGCGGAGCUGCACAAGGAUCUGAAGGUGGUCGAUCAUGGCAUCAAGGUAUACAAGGGCACCAAUCCGGAGGUGGACUCCUAUUCCGUGUUCUGGGACAACAAGAAGCUGUCGGACACCACGCUGAAUGCCCAGCUCAAAAUGAAGGGCGCCACAGACAUCUACGUGUGCGGCCUGGCCUACGAUGUGUGCGUGGGUGCGACGGCUGUGGAUGCUCUGUCCGCUGGCUAUCGCACCGUCCUGAUAGACGACUGCUGCCGCGGCACCGACUUCCAUGACAUUGAGCACACCAAGGAGAAGGUGAUCAAGAGCGAUGGCGUCAUUGUGCACAGCAACGAGGUCAAGGCAAUGGCUGAGGGUCGAGAUCGUCGGCCCGAGCUGGGCUAUAAGCUGGCCAUGGAGCUCAAGAGUCCCGAUUCAGUGCUAUCGCAGCGCAACGGCUUCAGGCCCAGCUUUUAAAAUUAAAGACAUCACAAAUUAAAGACAUCACAAAUCGCACAAGCUAAGCAUUCACAAGAGGAACAGCUGGUCCGGACUCUCAAACGAUAUCAACUAGUUUAUAUGGUUAAUUAAACUUUAGUGCAUUUCCAUUUAAAUCCAAUAAACAAAACACCUGACAAGUGCCUUUCCUCAACGUA